Trametes versicolor FP-101664 SS1 is the source of this 2013-nucleotide messenger RNA. RefSeq lists its product as uncharacterized. Gene Ontology annotation, biological process: transmembrane transport. Gene Ontology annotation, molecular function: purine nucleobase transmembrane transporter activity. Bases 41 to 1750 code for a protein of 569 amino acids. Gene Ontology annotation, cellular component: plasma membrane. The record is from RefSeq and is a predicted model, not a curated record. The transcript has 11 exons. NCBI's taxonomy places the organism in Eukaryota, Fungi, Basidiomycota, Agaricomycetes, Polyporales, Polyporaceae.
UGUACCUCCAUCCUCUCCCGCACUUUUGCACGCCGGCGUCAUGGUUGGUUUUACACACAGACUCAACGCAGUGGUUGCGGACUCUUUCGUCGGGAGGCACUUCCGCUUGGAGGGCUCCGGACACCCGAAGGAGCGCGAAGGGUCACGGUUCCUGACGGAAAUCCGUGCUGGCGUCACAACAUGGGCCGCCAUGGCAUACAUUAUCUCGGUCAACGCCGCCAUCCUGCGAGAUUCAGGAGGGACGUGCGUUUGCUCCACCAACGACGGCUGCACGGACGACGCUGUUUACCUCUCGUGUGUCGCUGAUGUGCAACGGGACCUUAUCACCACGACCGCGUCCAUCUCCGCGCUCUCGUCGUUCCUUAUGGGUCUCCUCGCGAACCUCCCGGUUGGGAUGGCCCCAGGUUUGGGCCUGAACGCCUACUUCACCUACUCCGUCGUUGGCUUCCACGGGUCCGGCUUCAUCUCGUACAGGGAGGCCUUGGCGGCGGUGUUCAUGGAGGGAUGGAUUUUCUUCAUCCUCUCCCUCCUCGGUCUCCGUCAAUGGCUCGCGCGUAUCAUGCCGCAGUCGCUCGUCAUGGCUGUCGGUGCCGGUAUCGGCCUGUUCAUCGCCUUCAUCGGUCUCUCUACUGGCGGUCUUGGCGUCAUCGGCGGUGACACCACGAACUUCGUCGGUCUGGGCGGCUGUCUCGCAGAAGAUUACCUGAGCGCGGACCUGCCCAACUACUGUGGCACAAGGGUCUUGCGCAACCCCACCGUGUGGCUUGGUAUCUUCACUGGCGGUAUCCUCACCGUGCUGCUGAUGUUGUACCGUAUCAAGGCGGCGAUCCUGAUCGGCAUCUUCGUCACGUCGAUUAUCUCCUGGCCUCGCUCCACCGCGGUCUCGUACUUCCCCCACACCGAUGCCGGCGAUGCUAUGUUCGACUUCUUCAAACAGGUCGUCACCUUCUGGCCGCUGCAGCGCGUCGGGAAUGCACUCGAUUACAACUACGGCAACGGCAAGGUGUGGUACGCGCUCAUCACCUUCCUGUACGUCGAUAUCCUCGACACCACCGGUACGCUGUACUCCAUGGCCAAGUUCGCCGGCCUCCGCGACCCCGUCACGCUCGACUUCGAGAACUCGACGAUCGCGUACUGUGUUGACGCGUUCUCGAUCUCCAUGGGCGCGCUCAUGGGUACCUCCCCCGUCACGGCCUUCGUUGAGUCCGCGACUGGUAUCUCCGAAGGUGGCAAGACCGGUAUCACUGCGAUGAUCACUGGUGUUAUGUUCUUCGUGUCCAUCUUCUUCGCGCCCAUCUUCGCGUCGAUCCCGCCCUGGGCGACGGGUGGUGCGCUCGUCAUCGUCGGUUCGUUGAUGAUCAGGAACGUCCGUGAAAUCAACUGGGACUACGUCGGCGACGCCGUCCCCGCGUUCCUCACCAUCAUCAUGAUCCCGCUCACGUACAACAUCGCGUACGGUGUCAUUGCGGGUGUCUUCUCGUAUGUCCUCAUCAACGGCACGGCGUGGCUGGUCUCGAAGAUCAGCGGCGGCCGCAUCGUGCCCCCCAACUACGCUGCUUCCGAGGCGUGGGUCAUCCCGCCCGGUGGUGUUGUCCCGACCUGGAUGAAAGUGGUCGCUGGACGGCGCUCAUCACCCAUCAACCCAUCGACGGACGUACCGCUGCAACCCCGCCGCUCACCCUCAAUAGACGAGCGCAGCCACACCAAGGCAAGCAUGACCGAGUACGACAUGCGCGCCACCAGCCGGUAGGCGUCAGCCUCCGCGCCCCCCACUCCCACCGGACACGCUCCCUUCCAUUAUUUUCGACCCCGGGAGUUGUCUUGCGCAACACCACAUACCGAAAGCCGCCCGCACGGCCGUUUACAUUUAUCGCACGCAUCAUUAGUACAUAGUCUCUUGGAUAUUAGAGUGUACGCCUAUUGCAGUACCGUGGGGUCUUCUUGGUGUGGCUGUUGUUUCGAAAAGCGUUGUAUUAUUCUUUCGUAGUUCGUAUCCAAUGAACGUCCUUUCUU